This is a messenger RNA of Lipotes vexillifer (Yangtze River dolphin), 953 nucleotides long. RefSeq names its product valosin containing protein lysine methyltransferase (gene VCPKMT). The transcript is spliced from 6 exons. Gene Ontology annotation, biological process: peptidyl-lysine trimethylation. Gene Ontology annotation, cellular component: cytosol; protein-containing complex. The record is from RefSeq and is a predicted model, not a curated record. NCBI's taxonomy places the organism in Eukaryota, Metazoa, Chordata, Mammalia, Artiodactyla, Lipotidae. The coding region runs from base 106 to 795 and encodes 229 amino acids.
CCAACUCCGCCUCCUGGAAGCGCCGGGCCCCUUGCAAGGCGGGGCCCGGGGCGGUCUUGUGGGUGUGACGUCGCUGCGCUCGACGCUCAGUGUUGCCGGGCGGCGAUGGCGGCUUCCCUGGAGUCCUCCGGGGAGGAGCAACUGCGGAACUUCGUGCGAGCUUUGGAGAAGCGAGAUGGCACGGUGUUACGACUACAGCAGUACGGCUCCGGCGGCGUGGGUUGCGUUGUUUGGGACGCUGCUAUCGUCCUUUCUAAAUACCUGGAAACGCCCGGGUUUUCCGGCGAUGGGGCCCACGCGCUGAGCCGGCGGUCGGUCCUGGAGCUGGGCUCUGGCACCGGGGCCGUGGGGCUCAUGGCUGCUACCCUCGGGGCAGAUGUCAUAGUCACCGACCUAGAGGAAUUGCAAGACUUGCUGAAGAUGAAUAUUAAUAUGAACAAGCAUCUUGUCACUGGUUCUGUUCAAGCCAAGGUACUGAAAUGGGGGGAAGAAAUAGAAGACUUUCCUUCUCCUCCAGACUACAUCCUGAUGGCCGACUGCAUAUACUAUGAAGAGUCUUUGGAGCCACUGUUGAAAACCCUAAAAGAUCUCAGUGGAUCUGAGACUUGUAUUAUAUGUUGUUAUGAACAACGAACAAUGGGAAAAAAUCCAGAAAUCGAGAAAAAAUAUUUUGAGCUUCUUCAACUAGACUUUGAGUUUGAAAAAGUUCCUUUGGAAAAACAUGAUGAAGAAUAUCGAAGUGAAGAUAUUCACAUUUUAUACAUCAGAAAGAAAAAUUCGAAAUUUCCGUCGUGAAAUCUAGUCAUCUUACCCAAGCCUCUAACAACGUGGGUAAGCUAACAUUGUGAAUGGAGCAUGUGAAUACAGCAUGGGAAGAUUGUGUUCACAGAUUUUCCCAGCAUGUCCUUAGGGAUCCGAUAUAUAGACAACCACCACGGGCUACCUGCAGUACG